CGUCGAGCAACGCAAGCCUCGUCAACCUUUCAACCUUGCUCUCUCAUACGUGGCGUUAAGCUCAAGACAACUUUUAUCCUCGCGUCUCGUCCAGAUUGCCGAAAUCUUCUGGCCAUUCCCGGAGCCCUACGUACAUGACUCCAAAUGCAACUUGGAUUGCACACACAUACAUACAUAGAUACAUAUACGCACACCGGUUGCGUUGUUUCCAGCACCAAAUCGGCAAAUCGACACUUGCAAUAAUCCAGAGCAGUCAAGGACACUUUGUACGUUCCGGUAGUGCUACAGCUGCAAGGGACUUGGAAUCGUCGAGCGAUGAAGAAGACCGUGGUUCUGUACCCGGGCUUCGGUGUAGGCCACCUCACGCCGAUGGUAGCCCUGGCCAAGGUGUUCCUCCAGCACGGCGUCGACGUCACCUUCGCGCUCGUCGAGCCGCCCGUCAAGUCCCCCGACUUCUCUGCUGCGGUCAAGCGCGCCGCGGAGUCAAUCACUUUCCACGUCCUGCCGCCGCCGCCACCGCCAUCCGCGUCCGCCGGGUCCAGCUCCGACGACGCUCCCAAGCACCACAUGAUCCAGUUGUUCGACUUCCUCGGCGCCAUGAACGCGCCACUCCGCGACUUCCUCCGCUCGCUGCCCUCCGUCCACGCGCUCGUCAUCGACAUGUUCUGCACCGAUGCUCUCGACGUGGCGGCCGAGCUCGAGUUGCCCGUCUACUUCUUCUACGCCUCAGGCGCCGGCGACCUCGCCGUCUUCCUCAACAUACCUAGCGUGCGGGCCAGCAUGAACACGAGUUUCGCGGAGCUGGGCGACUCUCUCCUCUCGUUGCCGGGCGCUCCUCCUUUCAAAGCUUCGGAUUUGCCCGAAGAAGUUGUCAAAGAUAGCGAGGCAGCCAAGGCCGUCUUCCGCAUGUUCGAGCGGAUGCCAGAGUCUAACGGCAUACUCAUCAACACCUUCGACUCGCUGGAGACGCGCGCGGUGUGCGCUCUGAGGGACGGUCUGUGCGUCCCCAACCGUGCCACGCCGCCGGUCUACUGCAUCGGGCCGUUGGUCUCGGGAGGCGGAGAAAACGAGCACGAGUGCCUGCGGUGGCUGGACAUGCAGCCAGACAACAGCGUUGUGUUCCUCUCCUUCGGGAGCAUGGGCACAUUCCCCAAGAAGCAGCUGGAGGAGAUCGCCAUUGGCUUGGAGAAGUCAGGGCAAAGGUUUCUGUGGGUCGUGCGGACCCCACGCAGCGCGGACCACAAGUUCGGCCAGCCACUUCCGGAGCCAGACCUCGACGAGCUCCUUCCGGACGGGUUCUUGGAGAGAACCAAUGACAGAGGGCUCGUGGUCAAGUCUUGGGCGCCGCAGGUAGAUGUGUUGCGCCACAGGGCGACCGGUGCGUUCGUCACGCACUGCGGGUGGAACUCAACACUGGAAGGUAUCACGGCGGGGCUGCCGUUGCUGUGCUGGCCGCUGUACGCGGAGCAGAGGAUGAACAAGGUGUUCAUCGUGGAGGAGAUGAGGCUGGGGGUGGAGAUGAGGGGCUACAGCGAGGAGGUGGUGAAGGCGGACGAGGUGGAGGCAAAGGUUAGAUUGGUGAUGGAGUCCGAGGGCGGGCAAGCGCUCAGAGAACGGGUAGUUGCGACGAAAGUCAGAGCUGCCGAGGUGCUCAAGGAAGGGGGCUCAUCCCAUGCUGCUUUUGUCAAAUUUCUGGAAGAUAUGGAGACCGUCACUCGUUCAUGAAGGGGGCUCGUCGCACACGGCACAUGGCAUAUGUCGAAUUCCUCAAGACUUAAAAGACUUCCAAAGCCAUGGUUCAUGCUUGAUUUGUAGUACUGAAGUGAUCCUCAUGGGAUGCGGAUAGUAUGAUCCUGUUUUACAGAGUUUUAGCUCUAACAUUAAUACAUGAUUUAAAAUUUAUAAGAUAAAAUAAAAUAAUAUA
Molecule: messenger RNA, 1924 nt
Organism: Phragmites australis (common reed)
Lineage: Eukaryota; Viridiplantae; Streptophyta; Magnoliopsida; Poales; Poaceae
Product: anthocyanidin 5,3-O-glucosyltransferase-like
Exons: 1
Coding region: 316-1725 (469 amino acids)
Molecular function (GO): UDP-glycosyltransferase activity
Source: RefSeq, a predicted model, not a curated record